Molecule: messenger RNA, 590 nt
Organism: Drosophila ficusphila
Lineage: Eukaryota; Metazoa; Arthropoda; Insecta; Diptera; Drosophilidae
Exons: 1
Coding region: 12-590 (192 amino acids)
Biological process (GO): regulation of transcription by RNA polymerase II
Cellular component (GO): nucleus
Molecular function (GO): RNA polymerase II cis-regulatory region sequence-specific DNA binding; DNA-binding transcription factor activity, RNA polymerase II-specific
Source: RefSeq, a predicted model, not a curated record
UCAGCGAAAGGAUGCACUCGCCCGCCCAGUCGCCCAUCCUGGAUGUCACCGAGACCGUGUCGCUCCAGUCCGAACUGGACGCGGACUUGGAGUCGAAGAAGAACCCGCCCUACUCCUUCUCCGUUCCGCAGAGUCUCCGUCUGCCCGGCCUCGGUUUCCCCGGAAUGAUCGCGGCCAAGAGAUCGUCGGAAUCCCUACCUGCCUUCGAGUACAUUGCUCCGCCAAACCACGCCCUUCAGGCUCUGGAGUUUCCUCUCAUGGAGCUGAAUCGAGUGGGCGUGAUGGGUGGCGGCAUGUUUCCGGGAUUUAUGCACCGACGGGUUCGCGGCGAAAAGCGACCCAUUCCGGAGGCUCAAAAGGACGCCAAGUAUUUUGAGCGGAGAAAGCGUAACAAUGAGGCGGCCAAAAAGUCACGGGAUGCGCGCAAAAUCCGAGAGGAUCGGAUAGCCUUUCGGGCUGCCCUGCUGGAACAGGAGAACUCCAUCCUGAGGGCCCAGGUCCUGGCGCUGAGGGACGAACUGCAGACGGUGCGACAGCUCCUGGGAGCCACAACCGCCGGCGGCAUGUUGUCCAUGGCCAGGCAGGUGUGA